Molecule: messenger RNA, 1075 nt
Organism: Mustela erminea (ermine)
Lineage: Eukaryota; Metazoa; Chordata; Mammalia; Carnivora; Mustelidae
Gene: VPS28
Product: VPS28 subunit of ESCRT-I
Exons: 11
Coding region: 292-1044 (250 amino acids)
Biological process (GO): protein transport to vacuole involved in ubiquitin-dependent protein catabolic process via the multivesicular body sorting pathway
Cellular component (GO): ESCRT I complex
Molecular function (GO): protein-containing complex binding
Source: RefSeq, a predicted model, not a curated record
GGCCGUGCGUGCGCAGGCGCAGUCGUACAAGGGAGCGCCGAGCGGUCGAUCCGGGGCGCUCCGCGGCGCCGUGUCCCGACCGGCCGAGUCGGCGCAGAUACUUCAGUGGGCCUGGUGGGUUCGUGUCCAGCGCGUGUCAAACUGGCUCCAGCCCCUGCAUCAGCUUCCUGAGGGGGCAGGACCCUCCCAGGGGCCUCCUGCCUUCUCUUUCUCGGCCCACUGCGUGGCUGGGAGCCUCGAGAGCUUGACUUCAGCCCCUCGGUCUUUGCUGUCGCCACCGGAGCCUGCAGGAUGUUUCACGGGAUCCCAGCCACUCCGGGCAUCGGAGCGCCUGGAAACAAGCCGGAGCUCUACGAGGAAGUGAAGCUGUACAAGAAUGCCCGGGAGCGGGAGAAGUACGACAACAUGGCCGAGCUGUUUGCCGUAGUGAAGACGGUGCAGGCCCUGGAGAAGGCCUACAUCAAGGACUGCGUCACCCCCAACGAAUACACCGCCGCGUGUUCCCGGCUCUUGGUCCAGUACAAAGCCGCCUUCCGGCAGGUUCAGGGCGCAGAAAUCAGCUCCAUUGAUGAAUUCUGCCGCAAGUUCCGUCUGGACUGCCCGCUCGCCAUGGAGAGGAUCCGGGAGGACCGGCCCAUUACCAUUAAGGACGACAAGGGCAACUUGAACCGCUGCAUCGCUGACGUGGUCUCGCUCUUCAUCACGGUGAUGGACAAGCUGCGCCUGGAGAUCCGUGCCAUGGACGAGAUCCAGCCUGACCUGCGGGAGCUGAUGGAGACCAUGCAUCGCAUGAGCCACCUGCCCCCGGACUUCGAGGGCCGCCAGACUGUGAGCCAGUGGUGCGCCAGAUGCUCUUCGACCUGGAGUCGGCCUACAACGCCUUCAACCGCUUCCUGCACGCCUGAGCCGCCCGGCCCGGGGUCCCCGGGAGGGCUCUGCAGCGCGCCGCGUACCUGUCCCCCAGAUAGUCCUGUGUCCUGCCACCCAGAGUGGCUCCAUCUGGGUGCCCGUCCCUGGUGUCUCAACCCACCUUCCCCACAAUAAAGACCCUUUCUGACCGCCCUGCUCUCGUGAA